CGGUCGCCCGAGCUCUGGGCAGUCCUUGUGGCGUACCAAGAUGGCUAUACAAACGACACGCUCGCGCUCACACGGUUGCUGCGCUACCAGCAGGCGUACAGCAAGCAGUGCGACUACAGCGCCUUCCACUCGGCCUUUUCAGCGUGGUAUGCGACCCGCGGCGACGAUGGCUUGCGGCAGCUACAAGCGCACUACACGCCCUUCCUCGUGCACUAUGCACUGCGCUACAACUGCGUAUCUGUGCUAUUGCACGUGGCCUCGGAAGCGCAGCUCGGCUACAAGCACAUGCGUCUCGCGCUCGGCUAUGGCCACGCGCCGGUCGUUCGUUUUUUGCUGCAGCUGCCGUCGACGCAUGUCCCGCUCAUGAUGGCCAUCGCAGCCGACCACGGACACGUGUCCCUCGUGCAGCUGCUGCAUGACACCAACGCAGACCCAAGUCACGUCUGGCGAGGCGUCAUGAAGCGAGGUCAUGCGCACGUCGCCCGCUACUUGCUCGCGCAGCCCGACCUGGCGCAGUGGCCUCGGGCCGCACUGCGAUCAGCGCUCAUCGAUGGCCAUUGUGCGCUCGUACAGGUCCUCUACGCAGCGCGCGCGUUCGAGCUCACGACAGACGAAGUGGUGUGUGCGCUUCGAAGUGGCCGCCUCGAGAUGGUGCAAUUCGCAUACGAGCACCGCGCGACGGCCUGUCUGGGUGCUCUCGUGCUUCUGGCCGCGACAGAAGAGACCAUGCACAUCCUCGAAUGGCUCUGUAGUUUGCAAGCGCCCGAGCGACGUCACAUUGAGCGAGCGCUGGACGAGACGACCGACGCGGCCGUGACGUCCUACCUCCACAUGGUCCUGACGCGUCUGUCUCGGGUCGACGCCAGCAGCCCUGACCGCGUCGCAGGGCAUUCCUUGUAGUAAUACGUCUUGAUGCCAUCAACCGCCUCCAGGACCGAGAUGGUAUACUGUGGGGUGCCACAGGCAAAGGAGUUUCUGGGUCCCUUGCGAUAGUCAAUGCAAGAGUACGUACAUUCAACUGCGUUUAUGUACUCUUGAGUCAAGG
Saprolegnia diclina VS20 is the source of this 1045-nucleotide messenger RNA. RefSeq lists its product as hypothetical. The coding region runs from base 286 to 900 and encodes 204 amino acids. Lineage: Eukaryota; Oomycota; Saprolegniomycetes; Saprolegniales; Saprolegniaceae. The transcript has a single exon. The record is from RefSeq and is a predicted model, not a curated record.